AUGGAUCAUGUCAACCACACCUGGACCCAAGCAUUCAUCCUUGCUGGCUUCACUGCCUCUGAGACCCUACGACCUAUUGCCUUUUUGGGGACUCUGUGUGUUUAUCUCCUCACUCUUGCAGGGAACUUGUUCAUCAUUGUUCUGGUUAAGACAGAUUCUGGGCUCUCCACACCUAUGUACUUUUUUAUCAGUGUCCUGUCCUUCCUGGAGCUCUGGUACGUCAGCACCACUGUGCCCACACUACUGCACACUUUGCUCCAUGGGCGUUCACGCAUCUCCUCAUCCAUGUGCUUCACACAGUUGUAUGUUUUCCAUUCGCUGGGCAUGACUGAGUGCUACCUGCUGGGUGUCAUGGCGCUGGACCGCUAUCUUGCCAUCUGCCGCCCACUCCACUACCAUGCACUCAUGAGCAGACAGGUACAACAAUGGUUAGCAGGGGCCACUUGGUUGGCUGGUUUCUCAGGUGCAAUUGUGCCAGCCACCCUCACUGCCACUCUGCCGUACUGCUUGAAGGAAGUAGCUCAUUAUUUCUGUGACCUGGCACCCCUAAUGCGGUUGGCCUGUGUGGACCCAGGCUGGCAUGCUCAAGUUCAUGGUGCAGUGAUUGGUGUGGCCACUGGGUGUAACUUUGUGCUCAUUUUAGGACUCUAUGGGGGCAUCCUGAGAGCAGUGCUAAAACUACCCUCAGCUGCCAGCCGUGCCAAGGCUUUUUCUACCUGCUCUUCCCACAUGACUGUAGUGGCACUAUUCUAUGCUUCUGCCUUCACGGUAUACGUGAGCUCCCCAGGGAGCCGAGCUGAGGGCACUGACAAGCUUAUUGCCUUAGUGUAUGCCCUCCUUACUCCAUUUCUCAAUCCUAUCAUCUAUACCCUUCGCAACAAGGAGGUGAAGGAGGCUGUGAGGAGGGUCACUGACAGGAUCAAGACAUUUUGGGGAGGACCCUUAUGA
Chinchilla lanigera (long-tailed chinchilla) is the source of this 948-nucleotide messenger RNA. RefSeq names its product olfactory receptor 6N1-like. The transcript has a single exon. Bases 1 to 948 code for a protein of 315 amino acids. NCBI's taxonomy places the organism in Eukaryota, Metazoa, Chordata, Mammalia, Rodentia, Chinchillidae. The record is from RefSeq and is a predicted model, not a curated record. Gene Ontology annotation, molecular function: G protein-coupled receptor activity; olfactory receptor activity. Gene Ontology annotation, cellular component: membrane. Gene Ontology annotation, biological process: G protein-coupled receptor signaling pathway.